Molecule: messenger RNA, 871 nt
Organism: Linepithema humile (Argentine ant)
Lineage: Eukaryota; Metazoa; Arthropoda; Insecta; Hymenoptera; Formicidae
Source: RefSeq, a predicted model, not a curated record
AUGGCCGUCGUCGACAAAAUCAUUGUCUGCCUGGUGACACGCGUCUGCCUGACGAGUGCCAUAUUAGUGGGCAAGGCAUCUUUGGAUCCAAAUAUACCGCGUCCGUGGCAUAGUUAUCUGCCGACUACGAGCGCUCCGUUUCCGAAACAUCCGAAUCAUCAGUACGAUAAUCAUGCAACCGACAGCGAACUCGAGAAGCUUGCGUUCUCCAGAGAUCUACAGGCAAAACGUCCAAUGGGACUGCAAUCUGCAUCAACUUUGAAUAAUCACAAGCAAAAGUUGCAAACAAGCCCUCAAAGGUUCCCCGUGGAAAUUCACCAGAACGACGUUUGGCUUUCGGCGACAGUGCCAAGAACAUCGUCAUCGCCUCCGCCGCCAACGACGACGACGACGACGACGACGAUGUUAUCGGGACCACGAGGUGUCCGGGGAUAUCAGAAUAUUGAGGUGCUUGACGAAUAUCUGACGGAGGAGUUGGAUGACAGUAAACUACCAUAUCGUGAGAAAGCAGAGUCGACGGCGUACUACUAUCAUCGCAGGCCGCAAGACCUAACGGCGGCCAUCAAGGCCCUCGAUCGCUUCUUGAGCCGUACCCUGAAUGACGACAGCUACAACAGCAAGCUACAUCCACCACCCAAUCCCAUUUUAGCCCUCAUCCUGUCCCGAUACGGGCGCUACGUGCCCGGAACGCGAAACCCCCGCGUCUACGCGUACAUGGCAGUGAACAAUAUUCACAACCACCAGCCGUUCGGCAAGUAUAAAUACGAGCACGACGAGGAACCAAUUUAUGUAGUGAGAUAACAAUUAUACCUAUUGAAUAUUUGUAAAUUUAGUUUAAAAAUACUCUAAUGCAGACAAAAUAUAUAAGAGA